GCGGUCAACAUUGUGGUGGGUGGAAACCGGGCAGAGCCGGGGGGAAACCCACGACCAUCCGCAGGUUGCUGACAGACCUUCUCACGUACGGCCGGAGAGGAAGCUUAACAAAUAGAAAUUUCCAUUUUAACAUGGCCGGAUGUACGGCGCAUCGUCUCAACAGAGUGAAUGUGAUGACCUACAUGUUAUUGCAAAUGGUGCAUAUGUCUAGAGCUAAUCCGUGAGCUAUGUCGGAAGUGACCAGGCCUGCCACCGUGGUGCUAGUGGGGUGUGGCGUGAGAGGCCAAAAUUACGCGUCAUAUGCAUUAGCGCAUCCCGACCGACUCAAGAUUGUGGGUAUAGCGGAGCCACGGGAGUACCAGCGCAACCUGGUGAAAACCCACCACGGCAUCGAGGACGACAAAGUCUUCACAGACUGGACGAGUUUGGUGUCGCAGCCUAAGUUUGCAGAUGGUGUCAUCAUUGCUACCCACACUCGGCUUCACCAGGCUCCGGCAGUGGCAUUUGCUAAAAAAGGAUACCACAUGAUGCAAGAGACGCCCAUGGCGUUGACCAUGGAGGGAUGUCAAGAGGUUUACAACGCAUGCGUGGAGAAUCAAGUGAUGUUUUGUUCCUGUCACGUACUUCGGUACUCCCCAGCAGCCAGUAAAAUAAAAGAAUUAAUCGACUCCGGUGCUGUGGGGGAUGUUGUCAACAUACAACAUAUAGAAAUGUACGGUACUAUAUACAGUACGCAUGCCACAGUCCGGGGCUAUCACCGUCGCCAGGAGAUGUGUGGAGCUUUCGUGCUCGCUAAGUCCUGCCACGACCUGGAUCUCAUCUCAUACUGGAUGGGCGAUAAGAAAUGUACGAGUCUCUCAGCAUUUGGCCAUCUAAGCCACUUCACGAAGGCCAACAAGCCUCCAGAAGCGAGCAACCGAUGCUGGGAAUGUCCUGUGGAAAGGAGAUGCCCAUUUUCUGCCAUUAAGAACUAUAUCGAACCAGUUAAAAACGGUUUCACUGGAUUUCCAGUAAAUAACGUAUCAGACGUCCUCGACGUUGAACACGUGACAGAAGCGAUUAAAACAGGGCCUUUUGGGAAGUGCGUUUAUGACAUGGACAACGAUGUUCAAAACCAUUUGGUGAUAGGCUUACAAUUCGAAGACGGUGCAACGGCAACCCACACAGUUGUGGCUUUCUCGGAGUUAAACGGAACGCGUGAAACCAAGAUAUUCGGGACAAUGGGUGAAAUUCGUUGUCGAUUUGGCGAACCUCUGCAAUAUACUGAUUUUCGUACAAGGAAGACUACGACGUAUACCCUGGAAGCACCCGGGCAGGACGUCCCUGAGCCUUUAAAACACUAUUGGGGGUCGGACUAUAACGUGAUACACUGCUUCACCAAGGCGCUUAGGGAAAACAACGCGGCAUCGAUACAGACUGAUGUUGCAGUUUCCUUGGCUUCCCACCAGAUGGCGUUUGCAGCGGAUCAAGCUUUGACACACAAGACUGUUGUUAAACUGUAGUUUGGUACUUUAUUAUGGAUAGUGGAACGUUUGAAGAAAUAUAUUAAGAAGGACAAGAGACACCAGUGUUAUUAUACUUCAAAAAGCAUCCGAUGCCAUGAUGGUGGUCACGAUGACAACAAAACAUUACUGCUGACAUUAUACUUCACGGACAGACUAUUAAUAAGUAUAAGAAAAUCUAAACCCUUGUAAAAUUUUUAUAUUGUAACUAUUUUUGCCGAAUUACAAUUGCAGAUAUUCUGAAUGGGACAAAACGAUAAUACCGCUUUUAAGAUUCAACGUAUAUUUUUAAGAAUAAGUGGUGUGCACGACACAAGAGACCAACAGAAAUGCACAAUUAUAAACUUUUUGGGAUGUAGUGGUUUUUGUGGGGUUUGUUUUACAAGAAGGCUAUAUGUGAUAGUUACAGUGCUCACACUGAGCCUCUCGGUUCAGUAUAAACGUUCAGAAGAAACGUACAUAUAUGGUUGCCUAAACCUGUAGCGUACUGUAUAUCACAACAUGGAAAAAAACCUGUAAAUCAAAAGUAAUGGUUUUGACUUUUGAAA
Molecule: messenger RNA, 2050 nt
Organism: Liolophura sinensis
Lineage: Eukaryota; Metazoa; Mollusca; Polyplacophora; Chitonida; Chitonidae
Product: putative oxidoreductase YteT
Exons: 13
Coding region: 228-1502 (424 amino acids)
Molecular function (GO): nucleotide binding
Source: RefSeq, a predicted model, not a curated record